AUAGGGUUUCCCAGCAACACCUGUAUCUCUCUCUAUCUACCUUCACUGAUACUCACCCGCCUUUUCACCUUCACCGCCAUUCCUCUCAAUCAAACCCCAUGUGUCACCCACACCCCACCCCACUCUCUAGAUCUCUCUUUGACGUCGACUGUAUAUAUAUGUCUGUAUAGGUUAGCUUACAAGAUUUCAACAGACAGGAACGUGACCCUAGAGUUCGUCAUGUGCUACUAGCUAUUUUUCUACUCUGAAAUCAAUACAUACCCAACUGACACAAAUUCAUGAUUCAUCACCCUGUCGUGUCCUAUAUGGAGUGAGAUUUUCCUUUGUCGCAAUCGUCAACAGGAACUGAAGAAUGGAGAAGAAUCCCCUUUUCCCAUUCUGCUUCUUCAUCUUCAUUUUCAGCUUCGUAAGCUGUGCUUCACCUCUUCCGUCAGACCAAAACGAUCAAAUCAACUCCAUCUUAGGGGAAGAUGGGGAAGAUGGCCAUUGGAGAAAUGGGAUCUUGAGUUCAUCAGCUGAAGCUCCUGCUCCUUCUAGUGGAUCAUCUAGUGCACUUGUAUUAGCGGGUUCAAGAACAAAAAGACCUGAUAUUCUUAACCGAUUCAGAAAGUAUCGUGGUGGAUGGGACAUUACCAAUAAGCAUUACUGGGCUUCAGUUGGAUUUACAGGGUCUGCUGCUUUGAUUCUUGGUAUGAUAUGGUUUGUGUUCUUUGGUGUCGCCAUGAUCACACAUCACUUCUGUGGAUGGAGAAUCGACAUCAAAGGCAAAGAAUCUAGACUUUCUCAAACACUAUGCUUGAUUUUGCUCAUCGUCUUCACAUGUGCUGCAGCAACGGGAUGCAUUCUUCUUUCAAUUGGGCAAGAUGAGUUUCAUGGUGAAGCAGUGGACACGUUGAAUUAUGUUGUGAACCAAUCAGAUUACACCGUUCAAACACUUGUAAAUGUCACUGGGUAUUUGUCGCUUGCUAAAACUGUGAAUGUGGCACAGUUUUACCUUCCUUCAGAUGUGAAAGACAGUAUUGACAAACUGAAUGUGGACUUGAAUUCUGCUUCAGAUACAUUGGGUAGAAAAACACAUCAAAAUUCAAGAAAAAUAAGGACUGUUUUCGAUGCUGUGCGAUCUUCCAUGAUUACUGUUGCGAUAGUAAUGCUUAUUGUUUCCAUUUUAGGCCUUUGUUUGUCGAUUCUUGGUCACAAAAACGCAAUCCACUUAUUCAUAAUUGGUGGAUGGUUGCUUGUUGUGGUUGCUUUCAUCCUAUGUGGAGUUUUCGUAAUCCUCAACAAUGCAAUUUCGGAUACAUGUAUGGCUAUGGAACAAUGGGUGGAUCAUUCAGAUGCCGAAACUGCCCUUAGCAACAUCCUUCCAUGCGUUGACCAAGGAACAACGAACCAAACUUUAUAUAAAAGCAAACAAGUGAUCAACGAUCUCGGAAACAUCGUCAAUGGAUUCAUAGGUUCAUAUGCGAACUCAUACGGCGUACUUCCGGCGAACUCCAAUUACUACAACCAAUCGGGCCCACUGAUGCCCUACGUUUGCUCUCCAUACGACUCACAGCUCCAACAACGAAACUGUUCUUCCCAAGAAGUCUCAAUGUCAAAUGCGUCUCUGGUGUGGUGGAAUUACACGUGUACAGUAUCGGAAUCUGGAAUAUGCAUGAGCACCGGAAGAUUGACUCCUGAUAUGUAUCAGCAAUUAGUGGGAGCAGUGAACAUAAGUUACGCCCUCCAACACUACACGCCGCCGCUGCUCAGCUUCCAAGACUGUAAUUUUGUUCGGGAGACAUUUACGACGAUCACCUCCGAGCACUGUCCGGCGUUAAAGCAGCAUCUGCAGAUGGUGACUGCAGGUUUAGGGCUUGUUUCUGUAGGGGUGAUGUUGAGUCUUGCACUUUGGAUAGUAUACGCAAACCGCCCCCAAAGGGAGGAAGUGUUUGCUAAGAUUACGUCUAAAAUUAAAGGCAAAUGCAAUGGAAAACUUUGUCGUGGUGAUGCAAGAAGUCAAAUCACAGAAGUUUGAUACGUGGAAAGAUUAUUUAGAUUAGUUUUGAUACCAUCCGGGUUUUUGUUGUUGUAAUCUAAAUCUAAUUUCGGCCGA
Molecule: messenger RNA, 2095 nt
Organism: Lactuca virosa
Lineage: Eukaryota; Viridiplantae; Streptophyta; Magnoliopsida; Asterales; Asteraceae
Source: the annotation of a GenBank genome assembly